Messenger RNA from Phanerochaete carnosa HHB-10118-sp, 3238 nucleotides. RefSeq lists its product as uncharacterized. NCBI's taxonomy places the organism in Eukaryota, Fungi, Basidiomycota, Agaricomycetes, Polyporales, Phanerochaetaceae. The record is from RefSeq and is a predicted model, not a curated record. Gene Ontology annotation, molecular function: triose-phosphate isomerase activity. The transcript has 20 exons. Gene Ontology annotation, cellular component: cytosol. The coding region runs from base 52 to 810 and encodes 252 amino acids. Gene Ontology annotation, biological process: gluconeogenesis; glyceraldehyde-3-phosphate biosynthetic process; glycerol catabolic process.
CAGGACCAUCCAGACCAUCUCACAGUUAACCAGAUUACUAGCUGCAGAAAGAUGGCUCGCCAAUUCUUCGUCGGAGGCAACUUCAAGAUGAACCCCGUCUCGCGCGAGGCAAAGAAGAAGCUCAUCGACGCGUUGAACGAGGCGUCCCUCGACCCCAAAGUCGAGGUCGUUGUUGCUCCGCCAUCCAUUUACCUCAUCCCGGUCGCGGAGCUUGUGCGCAAUGGCGUUAAGGUCGCCGCGCAGAACUGCUACAUCAAGCUCAGCGGUGCCUUCACUGGCGAGAUCAGCCCCGCCCAGCUCGCCGAUGCUAAAAUCCCGUAUGUGAUCCUCGGUCACUCUGAGCGCCGCACGCUCUUCCACGAGUCCUCGGAGCUCGUCGCCGAAAAGACGCGCGUCGCGCUUGAUAACGGCCUCUCCGUUAUCCUCUGCGUCGGCGAGACCCUCCAGGAGCGCGAGGCGAACCGGACCGCCGAGGUCGUUCAGGAGCAGCUUAAGCCCGUCGUCAAACUUCUCAAGGAAGAAGAUUGGGCUAAGGUCGUGAUCGCCUACGAGCCCGUCUGGGCUAUCGGCACCGGCAAAGUCGCCACCUCUGCCCAAGCCCAGGAGGUACACGCGGACAUCCGCGCCUUUCUCACUAAGAGCGUCUCUCCUGCCGUUGCAGAGUCAUGCCGCAUUAUCUACGGUGGCUCCGUCACUGCAGCGAACUGCAAAGAGCUUGCCACGCAGCCCGACGUCGACGGCUUCCUCGUAGGCGGCGCAUCGCUCAAACCUGAGUUCGUUGAUAUCGUGAACGCGCGCAAUGUUGCUUGAACCGGUCCGCGUCUCUUCUCAUUUACACACGAAUCCGCAACGAUCCGACCGCACGCGCAAUCUUUAUCUGCCGCAAUGCGGAGAUUGCUUGGGCCUUUCCCAGAGCAGACGACCCUGAGGUACUCAGUAAUAUAGACAAACCGACAGCAAAUGUACAAGUAGCUAAAAUGCCAGAUUUGAAACGAGAGUAGGUGCGUUAACGAUGGGAGAAUAGAGCACACAUAGCUAUAUAAGUAUACUUAACACGAGUCCAAAAGUUCGAGAACAGUUAUUCAACGACAUAUAUGCCGAGCGAGCGCGCUUAGCCGUAGCAGCCUUGCAGGCGCGCCUCUAUAGUUCUACGCCCCAUAAAGUGGCCGCGGCUAAGCUCCCCUGCCGUCGCUCUUCCCAGGAAGCUUCAAGGCGAGAGGGUACGCAUGGUUCUCGUGUUGCACGACGCGCAUGCUCCGGAGUUCGUCCAUCUCGAUUUCGGACAGGCCCGCCUCGGCGUCGGGGUGCGCGAACGCGAUAAUGGGCCCCUUCUGGCGCGUCGGGCGCACGCUCGAGUGCUCGCUCGCCUGGCUCCGCCCGGUCCCGCCGCCGCCGCGGCUCCCCGCGUCACGCGAGCGACUCCAGCGCGAGCACCUCGACUGGAGCGAGAGGGGAAGCGUCGCAGGCGCCGUGACAACAAUGUCCUCGUCAUGCCAGAUCAUGCCGCGUACGUUCAGGCAGAGGCGACUGCUCAUCACGCAGCUCAUCGAGACGGCAUAGUUGACCGCGGCCUCAAACUUGACCACGUCGCCUCCGACAAACAUGAUGAUGUUAGUGAGAUAGACGACGAACAACACGACGAAGUAGAUGAUCGAAUCGCGGAUGAGGACCGCGAUGAUCUCCUUGCCUGUGUCAAGCAGGUUGCUCUGGCGCUUCCAGCCGUGGACUGCCUUCAGGAUGACGAGGAGACAGAGCAAACUCUCGCACAUCAUCAUCGGGAUCCAGAACGCGUAGAUAUACGUGAUCUCCUGGAGGUUCAAUAGGUUGCAAAACGAAAGGCCGAACAGCGUGAGUGUCGAGACUUUGACAUUCGCGAGCGCAAUGGCGAUGAUGGUCGCGGACGAGGUGACACUAGCGACAAAGACAAAGCCGACCACAGCCAUGACUUUUCUGUUGAGGCCGUACAGGGCGUACAGCCGGAGUUGCAGGAUAAGCUCUCCGAGAGUGAAUGCGACGAUUCCCGACACGCUUUGCCACUGGAACCAUGAUACGCCUAGUUCGUUAGUGAGCUUAUUGCUAAAGAGUACGUAAUUAUUGAAGAUGACCACAAGGAGCGUAUAGUAUCGGUUCAAAAGGAAAAGACAUUUUCCAAAGGACCAGCCUGCUUUCCAAAUUAACUCCACCUCCUGAUCAAGGGUAACCAGAUGGUCAUAAAGGAUGAUAAUGCUAGACGCCAAUUCCGAAUACCGAGUGGUCAAGAGACUCUGCACGAUCUGUGCUAGUGAUGAGGGAGCAGCUAUUGAGGCCAUGAAUGUUCCACAGUGGGCGAAGGCAGAAGGCGGACAUCUCCAAGAGACACUCCCGGACAAGCCCUGUUAGAUAUAAACCCUGCGAGGGGUGAUAUAUCAACUUGUUGGACCGAUGAGAACGCGGACUCGAGCCAUGUAAGCGCGGGAGAGGGAAAAGGCCAUUUCGAACGGACGAUUCUACGUUUUGAUGAGGUCACCGUGAGGAAAGGGAGCCGUAAUUGCGCUGGGAACGCUCGUCGAUGAGCAGUGCUAUAGGUCGAGCGCCGGUGCCGUUUCUCCAGGAAUGUAAAGCCCUUGACCUUCCUAGAUUACGGAGAGAUGGCUGUCAAUACCCGGCGCAAAUUCGGACGCAGUAGACUGCGCGGGUUUCGCACUUGAGGCUCGUACUCGCUUCGAGGGACUGGAAGAAAUAACCCUAUUAAUUCCAACACAGCAGUGCAAAGCCGGUGUAGCACCAGUUCCCAGCUGAGUGUCCGCAGGCGGUGACAACAGAUCUUUAGCGGUUUUGCGAUGGUGUACUGAGAAGAAUGCGGGAACGCGGAGACAGCUCUGUUUGCAAUCUUCGUUCGCGACAGAUGCGGUUGACCUCGACAGCUUCUGCACGCUGGCGGCCACGCUCGACGCCGCGGUAACCCGUCGCCGCACCCAGGGGCCCGGCAUGCGCGGGAAAUGGCCGCGGCCAACGGCGCCAGGAAGAGCCCAAAGGCUAAAGACCAAUCACGCCAAUGCGGAGGCGGAGGCGAGGGGUUUGAGGGCCGGCCUUGGAUAAGGGAAAAGGGUCGUUGUGAGUUUGAACCCGGGUUGAAGGAUGGAAAAGAUGGCAGGAACACCGGCUUCUGAACAGGAAGCUCCGAGAUACAGUCAGAAAUCGGAGCGAUGGCAGUCUUUCUUCCGCACCUCGAGCACCAUGUUACUUCGCACUUCGCCGU